Molecule: messenger RNA, 1361 nt
Organism: Oncorhynchus keta (chum salmon)
Lineage: Eukaryota; Metazoa; Chordata; Actinopteri; Salmoniformes; Salmonidae
Product: thyroglobulin-like
Exons: 8
Coding region: 56-1180 (374 amino acids)
Biological process (GO): thyroid hormone generation
Source: RefSeq, a predicted model, not a curated record
CCGACGUGGCCAGCCUACAUCUGACCUCCCCUCCUCGCGUGGUCUCUUCGACAGGAUGCUGCUCAUGGGUGGUUCUGUGUUCUCCCCUGCCUCAGUGCUGAGUGGAUCCAAAGCCCAGGGGCAGGCUGAGGCUCUGGCCCGGGAGCUGGGCUGUCCCCCCUCCUCUGACCCAGAACAGCUGGGCUCCUGCCUGAGAGCAGCUCCAGCACAGGACCUCAACGCUGCCCAGACCAAGUUGCUGUCAGUCAGUGGGCCCCUGCAGGCUUGGGGUCCAGUGGUGGAUGGGGUCUCUGUCCAGGGGAAACCCUCCAUGGCCCUGAUGAAUGCAGGCUUCCACAGAGCUGACCUCCUGCUGGGCUCCUCCGCAGAGGAUGGACUCAUCAGCAGGGCCAAGAGGAUCAAGAACUUUGAGGAGCUCCAGGGGCGAGCUGACAGUAAAACAGCAUUCUACGAAGCCCUGUCCAACUCUCUGGGUGGAGACGAUGCCAAUGCUUUUGUCAAGGCUGCAGCCACCUGGUUCUACUCCAUGCAGCACUCUCCCUCUCCAGCUGGCUACAACCUCUUCUCUCAGGCUCUUAACAGUGCAACCAGAGAUCUCUUCAUUGUGUGUCCCACCAUAAAGAUGGCCAACUUCUGGGCCGCUAACACCAGAUCCAAUGUGUUCAUGUACCACCUGCCUGAGGACACCGCCCAGACCAGUGCUGACCUGUCAGUACCCCUGGAUGUCCACUAUGCCUUUGGCCUCCCCCACAGCCCCCUGACCUACGACCUGUUCACCAACACAGAGAGACGCCUCUCCCUACAGAUGAUGACCUACAUGGCCAACUUCAUCAAGUCCGGAAAUCCCAACCAGGCUCACAGUGUGUCCCGCGUGGCCUUCAGCGAGGCGGCGCUGCCCCUCUGGCAUGCCUUCCAGUCUCACCCUGAGGGGGACAGCUAUAUGGAGGUGGAGCCAGGCCUCAGCAACCACAGGGGCCUCCGCAGGGCCCAGUGCUCCUUCUGGGCCGACUAUGUCCCCUCUCUGACCGCCUCCACUGGCAAACUUUCAUCUGCUGUGUUGGAAGGGGAAUCUGCUGGUUUGGGGGCUGGAACUCCAACACCAGAAACCAAGUUAUUUGUUGAUUUCUUGACAACUGUCACCCAGAGCAAACCCAAGUCAGAGAAGGAUGCUUAUAAUUAGAAAGAACAUCCACACUACGUAUCGUCUAAUCUGCAUUUAGGGUUUAUCACUUACACAUAGUGAGAAAUUACAUGUUGUUUCAACUGCCAAAGUAGUCGCUAAAUUAAGUUGUGUCAUUUAACUGCCUGUUUAGUUUCCAUACAAAUGAAAUAAAACAAUAAAACAAUUGCAUUACAUAAUA